Molecule: messenger RNA, 453 nt
Organism: Rhodamnia argentea
Lineage: Eukaryota; Viridiplantae; Streptophyta; Magnoliopsida; Myrtales; Myrtaceae
Product: two-component response regulator 24-like
Exons: 2
Coding region: 1-453 (150 amino acids)
Biological process (GO): phosphorelay signal transduction system
Source: RefSeq, a predicted model, not a curated record
AUGCCAAAAGGUCAAUUUCUUGGAGUCCCUAGCCUGAAUGGUGAGGUCACUGCACUCGUGGUUGACGACGACAAGGUGAGCCAAAUGAUUCACCACCAGCUCCUGAAAAUCCUUGGAAUCGAGAACCAUGUUGUUGGAAACGUGAAAGAAGCUGUUGAGAUCCACUCUUCGGGAAAGAAAUUCAUCCUCAUUCUCAUGGAUAGGGACAGGCCUGUCAUGAACGGCAUAGAGAAACUGCGAGAUAUGGGCGUUAGGAGCACGAUAUCUGGUGUUUCAUCUCACUCAUUGUCCGAAGAGAGGCAAGAAUUCAUUGAUGCAGGUCUUGAUGACUAUCAUGAGAAGCCUUUGACAAAUGCUCCUCUCUGUUGUCGGAAAGAUCAAGUACAAGGCGUGAAACUUCGUGGCGUUGCUGAUCAACCAUUGUUCCUUCGAGAUGCUGCUGUCGUUAGAUAG